AAGGGUGGAAACCCCGCCAGGGAGUUGCAGAAAAGUAGCUGCCGCGCGCCCAGCUCGGCCCGGCCCCUCCCUCGGCCUGGGCGGGAGAGGAGGAGGAGGAGGAGGAGGAGGAGGAGGGCGACCCGGUGCCGCUUCCUCCCGCCCCUCGCCGCCACCGAGCCCGACCCUGGCCAUGAGCACCCCGGACAGCUCGCCGCUGGCGCCCCAUACACCGUUUGACCACAGUGCACUCUGCCUUUAGAAGUUCACUUAGCUUCGAAGUACCUGUGACUGUUAAACACCGGGCACAUCUGUCCCCUUGCCUUUACUAAAGAAAUUCACACAACUGUCUGAAGAGCAGCUUGCGUGGUGCUGACCCUUCCUCCCCCAAAAUGGUGUGGAUACAAGCCUAUGGUUGGUGCCACUCAGAAGACUCAGGGUGAGUCUUCUGUCUUCACACUCUACACCACGCCAGCACCUGACCCAGGGAUACCCGAUGCCAUCAUACCAGUGCCUGACUCAGGGACACCCUUCCCCACAACGAUGGACAUCGCCAUUAUUGCAGCUGUGAUCACUGCUGUGGCCCUCGUUCUGCUCUGCCUUCUCCUUGUCGUGCUCCGAUACCUGUUCCGGCACAAGGGCACAUACCACACCAAUGAAGCCAAGGGCACAGAGUUUGCUGAGAGUGCUGACAUGGCCCUGCAGAGUGACCCUGCCCUCCAGGAUGCUGGUGACCACAGCAAAAAGGAGUACUUUAUCUGAGGGACACCAGACCUCACCUCCCCAAAGACCUCCUCUAACUGCAGCAUAGAAAAAACACAUACCACCAUUACUGGCCUCACCAGGCAGACCUCAAGGGCACAGGCUGACCCCAAGAUUUGAACCUGAGAACACUGAGUGCCUACCUAGGGAGGACAGAGGAGGCCCAAGCUGUGAGACACCUCUCCAGGGAUGCAGUGGCCACCCUGAGAGGCAAGCCUUUGCUCUGCCAGGAAGAGAGAAAGUCUGGAUAUCCAAGUCUCCCUGAGCAGAGCAGGAUGUCAUCUCAUGGGUGUGAGUGGGGUAGGCAUGCAAGGAAGUGUGACAUUGACACACUGACAGGGGAUAAUGGCACCAAAUAUCAGUCCUUGACAUUUGGGGGGGACAGUGGGUGCCUGAGCUAAAAGGUACCUUUGUUUCCCAUUGAUCCCACUCAAAAUGAUUGGAAAUAAAUUUGAAAUGUAACCAAGCAUUCAGAGUCAAACCGCACUACUGUAAGUAUCUGGUAAAUAGUGCUUGCUUUUCUCCUAUGAUUUUGUUUUCUCUGACAGGGUCUGUGUGCAUGAGGCAGGGACUAUUUAGCUCUGGCAAGGAGGCAGGGACAAGUGACCGGCAUCCUUUAACCCACACAGGCACCAGUUGCAUGAAACAAAUGUAAAGAUAAAAUGUUCCUCUGGAAACACCUUGUCCCAGGCAUCAAGGCACCAGCUGAAAUGUUGAUUUUCCGAUUCAUAGUAUCAGGGGAAAAAAAUGGACCUGUUAAACAGUUAUGAGUAAACCCUAUCUUCCCAUGGUCACAGUGACAAUGGCCCCCAAGGCUUAAAACAUGGACUGCAGAGCCCCAGUCCCUAGGCUUGGGUACUGGCUCCACUUUCUUGGUCUUUAGACCUUGGGCAACUUGCUUGAUCUCUCCGGGCUCAAUGUUCUCAUCUUUCAAGAGGAAAUGAUGCCAAGAAUGGUACUUCUGUGGUAUCUAACAGCAUGGAGGCAGGAAUGAACGUGGUGGUACUCGGCACUCUCUGUAUCCCGUGUCACUAACACACUGAAUAGUGUGCACAUAUUGGUUGAUGAAACUUCCUCAUUGCAUCACUUCUAAGAGCCUCCUGAGGUGUAACUGUAAUUUAAAAUGAGUAACAGAAAAAAAUAAACAAUAAAUAAAGUGAGUAACAGAGAAAAUUAACUCAUUAGCCAUCCCCUUCCAGAUGAAUCUUUGGAAGAUUCUCAGCAGCUUAACCAUCAGAGAUCAGCAGCUCUGAGAUUAAAGACUGUGCCCUAGUGUGCCAGGUCUGCUCAGAGACUCUCUGCUUAUUGAGGCUGCACCAUAUCCACCUAAGAGUCAGCAAAAGACAGCCCAUUGCUUCCCCUAGGAGGUUAAUUGGGAUCCAAACACAGGUGGGAAUGACCACCAGCCAAAGGAGCUAGAAGUCAGAGACUGAUAGGGAAAGAAACAGAGAGAGCUCAUAGGAGCUGAUAAUGGCAGGAGCCUGGUCAGAUGCAAGGCCCUUCUCGGUCUGAUCCCAGAUCACUGCCCCUCAUUUUCUCACCCAUACAAUAAAAAGCUGCAGUAGUCAGCCCUUAUCUGAGGGUGAUGUACUCCAAGAGCCCUAGUGGAUGCCUGAAACCAAAGAUAGUACCCAACUCUGUAUAUACUGGGGUCAGAGGGGGCGUUGUUUUGGUUUAUAUACCUACCUAUGGUAAAGUUUAAUUUAUGUAUUAGACACAGUAAAAGAUUAAUAACAAUAACUAACAGUACAAUUAUAACUAUAAACUGUAAUAAAAGUUACUUUAAAAUUA
This is a messenger RNA of Heterocephalus glaber (naked mole-rat), 2532 nucleotides long. It is a transcript of the gene Gypc, whose product is annotated as glycophorin C (Gerbich blood group). NCBI's taxonomy places the organism in Eukaryota, Metazoa, Chordata, Mammalia, Rodentia, Bathyergidae. The record is from RefSeq and is a predicted model, not a curated record. Gene Ontology annotation, cellular component: cortical cytoskeleton; membrane.